Messenger RNA from Tachysurus fulvidraco (yellow catfish), 4427 nucleotides. Its product is annotated as alpha-actinin-4. Lineage: Eukaryota; Metazoa; Chordata; Actinopteri; Siluriformes; Bagridae. The record is from RefSeq and is a predicted model, not a curated record. The coding region runs from base 152 to 2917 and encodes 921 amino acids. The transcript is spliced from 22 exons. Gene Ontology annotation, molecular function: calcium ion binding; actin filament binding. Gene Ontology annotation, biological process: muscle cell development; actin cytoskeleton organization. Gene Ontology annotation, cellular component: plasma membrane; cortical actin cytoskeleton; cell junction.
UCCCUACUCCAUUUCUCUCUGCCGGAGUGAACGCACCCUGAGCGGGAGUCCUGUGAGGCUGCGCAGCUUCGACAUAAUAAUAUAUUCCUGUUUGUUUCUAUUUGGUUUCGUACAGAAAUAACGAGCAGUUUUUUUUCUUGUUGUUGUUGAGAUGGUAGAUUACCACGCUGCCAAUAAUCCAGCUCAAUAUUCCGCACAGCAAACCUACAUGGAGCAAGAAAACGACUGGGAUCGCGACUUGCUGCUCGACCCGGCCUGGGAAAAGCAGCAGAGGAAGACAUUCACAGCAUGGUGUAACUCUCACCUGCGUAAAGCUGGAACUCAGAUUGAGAACAUUGAGGAGGACUUCAGAGAUGGCCUGAAGCUCAUGCUGCUGCUUGAGGUCAUCUCAGGAGAGCGGUUACCCAAACCUGAGCGAGGGAAGAUGAGAGUGCACAAGAUCAACAAUGUCAACAAAGCACUUGACUUCAUUGCCAGCAAAGGAGUCAAACUAGUAUCUAUUGGAGCUGAGGAAAUUGUUGAUGGUAAUGUGAAGAUGACCCUCGGUAUGAUCUGGACCAUCAUCCUCCGCUUUGCCAUCCAGGAUAUCUCAGUGGAGGAGACCUCCGCUAAAGAGGGGUUGUUGUUGUGGUGUCAGAGGAAAACGGCUCCGUACAAAAACGUCAAUGUACAGAACUUCCACAUCAGCUGGAAGGAUGGUUUGGCCUUUAAUGCUCUGAUUCACAGACACAGACCUGAGCUGAUCAACUACGACAAACUCCGCAAGGAUGAUCCUGUUACCAAUCUGAACAAUGCCUUUGAAGUGGCUGAGAAAUACCUGGACAUUCCCAAGAUGCUGGACGCAGAGGAUAUCGUCGGUACUCUCAGGCCGGAUGAGAAGGCUAUAAUGACGUACGUUUCCUGCUUCUAUCACGCCUUCUCUGGUGCUCAGAAGGCCGAGACAGCAGCUAAUCGCAUCUGUAAGGUUCUCGCGGUCAAUCAGGAGAACGAACAACUGAUGGAGGACUAUGAGAAACUCGCCAGUGAUUUGUUGGAGUGGAUCAGGAGAACAAUCCCAUGGCUGGAGAACAGAGCUCCAGAAAAGACAAUGGUUGAGAUGCAGCAGAAGCUGGAGGACUUCAGAGAUUAUCGUAGAGUUCAUAAACCUCCUAAAGUCCAGGAGAAAUGUCAGCUGGAGAUCAACUUUAACACGCUGCAGACCAAACUGCGGCUCAGUAACCGGCCGGCGUUCAUGCCCUCUGAGGGGAAGAUGGUGUCUGACAUUAAUGGGGCGUGGCAUAAUCUGGAGGGGGCGGAGAAAGGCUAUGAGGAAUGGCUACUGAAUGAAAUUCGCAGACUGGAGAGACUCGAUCACCUUGCCGAGAAAUUCCGCCAGAAAGCAGCUAUACAUGAGAGCUGGACUGAUGGGAAGGAGAGCAUGUUGAAUCAGAAGGACUAUGAGAGAGCAUCUCUGUCUGAGAUUAAAGCUCUGCUGAAGAAACAUGAGGCAUUUGAGAGUGACCUCGCUGCUCACCAGGACCGUGUGGAGCAGAUCGCUGCCAUCGCACAGGAACUCAAUGAGCUGGACUACUACGACUCUCCAAGUGUAAAUGCUCGAUGUCAGAAGAUCUGUGAGCAGUGGGACGUGCUGGGAGCUCUGACCCAGAACCGCAGAGAGUCGCUUGAGAGGACCGAGAAACAGCUGGAGUCGAUUGAUGAGCUUUACCUGGAGUAUGCAAAGCGAGCAGCUCCAUUUAAUAACUGGAUGGAGGGAGCGAUGGAGGACCUGCAGGACAUGUUCAUAGUGCACAACAUUGAGGAGAUACAGGGUUUGAUCACAGCCCAUGAGCAAUUUAAGGCGACUCUCCCGGAGGCGAAUAAGGAGCGGGAGGCGAUUCAGGCUAUUCAGGCUGAGGUGCAGAAGAUUGCACAGUAUAACGGCAUCAAGCUCAGCGGCACCAACCCCUACACCACCAUCACACCCAGCAGCAUUGACAACAAGUGGGACAAGGUGCAGCAGUUGGUCCCUCAGCGUGAUGGAGCUCUGCAGGAGGAGCUCAGCCGUCAAAAGUCUAACGAUCAUCUGAGACGCCAGUUUGCCAACCAGGCUAACAUGGUGGGACCCUGGAUCCAGAACAAGAUGGAGGAGAUUGGACGGAUAUCGAUUGAGAUGAACGGCACUCUGGAGGAUCAGCUCACUCAUCUGCGUCAGUACGAACAGAGCAUCAUCGAGUACAAGCCCAACAUCGAGCAGUUGGAGGGAAAUCAUCAGCUCAUCCAGGAGGCGCUCAUCUUUGACAACAAAUACACUGCUUACACCAUGGAGCACCUACGUGUGGGAUGGGAGCAGCUCCUCACCACAAUUGCUCGCACCAUUAAUGAGAUUGAGAACCAGAUUCUGACCCGUGACGCUAAAGGCAUCAGUCAGGAGCAGCUGCAUGAGUACAGAGCCUCCUUCAACCACUUUGACAAGGACCACAGCGGCACAUUGAUAGCCGAGGAAUUCAAGGCAUGUUUGAUCAGUCUGGGUUACGACGUGGAGAACAACAAACAGAAGCGCACUGGGAUCAUGGACUUGGACGAUUUUCGCGCGCUGCUCAUUUCCACUGGCAACAGCCUGGGCGAUGCUGAGUUUGCCCGCAUUAUGGCCAUUGUGGACCCCAACAGCACUGGGGCUGUGACCUUCCAGGCCUUCAUUGACUUCAUGUCCAGGGAAACGACAGACACCGACACAGCAGACCAGGUCAUUGCCUCCUUCAAGAUCCUCGCUGGAGACAAGAAUUACAUCACUGCGGAGGAGUUGAGGCGCGAGCUGCCCCCAGAUCAGGCUGAAUACUGUAUCUCCCGCAUGGCGCCCUACAGAGGGAGUGACGCUGUGCCCGGUGCCCUCGACUACAUGUCUUUCUCCACCGCUCUUUAUGGAGAGAGCGACCUCUAAAAGGGCCCUAGUUCUGGCUUACUCCUCCAUCUCCACCUUUCCAUUCCCACAUCUCCAUUUCCUGUCCUUCAUCUCUUUUCCUCCAAGGAGGGGUGGAGUUUUAUGGGACUAAAAGCACAUCUGAGGGGUGGGGCCAGUGUCUGCAAUGUGUUCAUGUGUGUGUGCGCGCGUAUGUGUGACAGGAAGUGAUGGGGGGGGGGGGUGUUCUUAGAAACAUUGCUCACUUCUUAGUGUUCAUUCAGUUAAAUGGAUACAAUUAUUUUCUUUAUAAUUUAGUAUUAAUUAGUUGAGAUUUCUCACCAGCAGGAGUGUGUGUAGGAAAUUGGGUCAGAAAUGAAUUAAAGAAUUUGAAAUAGAUUAUUAGUGUGAACGUUGGUGCUGUAGCGAAAUCUGGGUUUCAGCCUUGUUUCAAAUACACAACACAGCGAGUGCAAGUUAUUCCCAUUAUUAUACCUGCUUAUGUUUUGUUUGUUGCUAUGGUUAAGGUGUGGGCGGGGCUUAGUGAGGGUUUGACCAAUAGACCAGUAUAGGAAAGAACAUGGUAUGGGUGGCAUGAGCUGGGAAAUAAAAUGGAUGAGAGUUAAGGAGGUGUGUGUGUGUGUGUGUGUGUGUGAGCGCACUCCACUCUGGUCUGUUAUUGUAUUGAUUUCCUUGCUGCAGUGUGAGUUGUGGGUUUUUCUGUGCUGUACAUACUCAUUGUGUUAACACACACACACACACACACACACACACUGUAAUAAACCAUGAUGCAGCAGCUUUACAAAUUCCAUUAUAACAUAAAAUAAACAUUGCGCUUGGCCAGGCAUGUGCCGAUCCAUGGUAAUCUUUCAUAUCAUGAUAUUUGUAAGUUUUUAUCAGUUUAUGUUGAUAUAGAAAGUUUGUAUUUAAAGAAAAAAAAAAAAGAUUAUAUUCUUUAAAAAAAAAUCCUCAUUCACCAGGUUUUUCACACUCGUGUAGCGUACAGAACUCUGGGGUUGUUGGUGAUUCACUGAGGAACAUGUGCUAUAUAUGUGUCAAAAUAAGGGACCGCCUCUUAGCAUGCUCCCUACUUAGGCAGACUACUGACCCCUUAGUUAGAAUUAGGCUGCCUAGGUAGUGAGCAAGUGUUUUCAAAUUGCCCCCGAGGAGAAUCUUAACUCUGGGGAUUAUAAAUAAAUCACAGCUGAUGAUCGGCACAUGCCUAUAGCAGACGUUGGGGCGGAGACACGUGUGGUGACUUAAUGCUAAAGCACACGGCCUGUGCUCACUUCUCCUCUUGUCCACUCCUCCAGGGCUGAAGCAUGGUCCCAAAGUCCUGCCAUCUUAUCUGAAGAUUGUGACAUGGUGUUUGGGGUGGAGGUGUUGGGGGCAUGGAGUGGGCAGGGUCUUAAUGAACAUUCCAUUAUGUCUUAAUGAUCAAAUUAAAUUGCUGUCUAAUGAUCUAUGCAAAUUAUCAUUAUUAAUAUUACAAUGAUGGGGUGACUAUAACUGUACUGGAGAAUUAAACGGUGAAUAAACACAAGUGACGGAG